Molecule: messenger RNA, 1179 nt
Organism: Mesocricetus auratus (golden hamster)
Lineage: Eukaryota; Metazoa; Chordata; Mammalia; Rodentia; Cricetidae
Gene: Nopchap1
Product: NOP protein chaperone 1
Exons: 4
Coding region: 40-606 (188 amino acids)
Biological process (GO): box C/D snoRNP assembly
Molecular function (GO): box C/D methylation guide snoRNP complex binding
Source: RefSeq, a predicted model, not a curated record
CUCCAUCCGGCUUCAUUUCCUUCCUGUUGUUUUGCAAGUAUGGAGCUUCACGGCGAACGCGUGUCUAGUGCUGCAGCUUCGUCGUCUUCUGGGGACCGCUCGCAGGUCACGGUGUCCAGGGAGCUGCUGACCGCAGGGAGCGAGGGCUCAGGAGGUAUCUGGGACCAGUUGCUUAUCAGCUCUAAGCCUCAUUUCAGGAAGACCUCUAGUCUUCAAACAGCUUGGGUGCAGAGGAGCCCUUUGUUAGACCAGGUUCAGGCCUUUCUCCCACAAAUGGCCCAGGCAAAUGAAAAGCUACGAAAGGAAAUGGCCGUCGCUCCAGCUGACCGCUUCAAUAUUGAAACUAUUGAUGGGACAUCCGGAAACAUCAUACAGAUGGAUGUGGCCUUAUUUGAGAUGAAUCGGUCAGAUUCAAAAGAAGAGAGUUCAGAAGAGAGCUCACAGGAUGACUCUGAGAACAGCUCAGAGUCUGAAGAUGAAGACUGCAUCCCCUCCGAAGUCACCGUAGACAACAUAAAGCUUCCGCAUGCAGAAGGUGGCAGAGGCAAGAUUGAAGUUUUAGACAGUCCGGCAAGUAAAAAAAGAAGCAGUGAGAUAGACCAAUGAGAAGAGACAGGUGCUCCCCGCCUGUGACUUGUGGGGAAGGUGGAUUCUGGGGUGAAGGGCUUCAGGGUGCCUGUGGUACCCUUCAAGUGUCAAAAAGAAAACGUGAUGAUCUGGGCAUCUUCUAAAUAGAAAGUGACAGAGCCCAACUGCAGAGGGUAGUGCCCUUGGACGCUGAUGAGUGAAAUAUGGAAGAAAUAACUUGAUCGGUUACGUGCAGGCAUUUGUCCAAGUUGACAUCUCUGCACAGUGGCCUGUGACUCAGUGAAGCUAACCUAUUGUGAAGCUAAAAUAAGGCUAUUGGUUACAAAAUUCCCACUUAUAAAUUAGGUACCAAGGGAGGUUGCAGUUCCUUGUAAGGGAACUGGGUACUAGAGACCAGCCCAGGAUAAUGGCGCCCUGCCAUUUAAGGUGUGAUGGUGGCUAUAUUUUAUUCAAGGUAAUCAAGACUGCCUCUUAAAGAUUUGUAAGGUGCAACAUUCAAGUAAAGAGGUUUGGUGUUUACAAAUCUCUGUGCUAUAUCACUGUGUUGCUGUAUGAAUAUGGAUUCAUAUAAACAUUGUCUUCAAAUUGUAA